Oncorhynchus nerka (sockeye salmon) is the source of this 1319-nucleotide messenger RNA. Its product is annotated as zinc finger protein 239-like. The record is from RefSeq and is a predicted model, not a curated record. Bases 225 to 1319 code for a protein of 364 amino acids. The transcript has 2 exons. Lineage: Eukaryota; Metazoa; Chordata; Actinopteri; Salmoniformes; Salmonidae.
UACAACAACUGCAGUCGCCUCGGUAGCUCGCUAGACAACAAAGUCGGAACAUUCAAGUUCUUUAGACAACUUCCUGGUUUAAUUUGCCAAUAUGUUUUAAACAUACUUCUGUGUGAAAGAACUAGUUAUCCCAUUUAAUUUCGUAUUGACGUUGUUGCUGUUAGCUGUCUGGUUAAGUUAACACUAGUCUAGUUGCUAAUGCUAAUGAGCUAACAUCCCCGACCAUGAGUUUACUAAGCUACACUGAGAAUUGCUUGACCGAGAAAGGAAAUCUCAUGGAAGAGGAGACUGUUACCGUCAAGAAAGAAGUAGAAGGUGAGGCUGUUACAGUGAAAGAAGAAGGGGAAGAGGCUUUCAGCGUGAAAGAGGAGGAUACAGUUUUUGUAAUGAAGGAGGAGGAUGGGGAGAUGACUGUCACAGUGAAAGAGGAGGAAGACGUUUUUGGAGUGAAGGAGGAAGAGGGGGAGAUUACUGUCACAUUGGAGGAGGACGAAGAACCGAAGACUGGAGAACUGAUUAACACCAGUAAAUACAGAAAGAGACCAGCCUCUCACUCUGACAGACGGAAGAGUCCUUCAGGGGAACCAGACCCAGAGACUCCCAAACCAGCGAGACGACACCACUGCUCCCUGUGUAAUAUGAGUUUUAAGUGGUCAUGGAAGCUGAAAGAGCAUAAAAUGACACACGUAGGAGAAAAGCCAUUCCAAUGCUCCCAGUGUGGAAAGAGUUUUACUUUGUUAGGGAGCCUGAACAAACAUAAGAGAAUACACACAGGAGAAAAGCCUUAUCACUGCUCCCAAUGUGGAAAUAGUUUUAUGUGGUUAGGGAGCCUGAACAAACAUAAGCGAAUACACUCGGGAGAGAAGCCUUUCCCCUGUUCCCAUUGUGGAAAGAAUUUUAGGUUGUUAGAUACCCUGAAGGAGCACAAGAGGACACACACAGGGGAAAAACCUUACCAUUGCUCCCAGUGUGGAAAUAGUUUUUCCCAGUUAGGGAACCUAAACAAACACAAAAAAAUACACUCUGGAGAGAAACCGUACCCCUGUUCCCAUUGUGGAAAGAAUUUUAGGUUGUUAGAUAAUCUGAAAGAGCAUGAGAGAACACACACAGGGGAGAAACCUUACCAAUGCUCCCAGUGUGGAAAUGAUUUUACCCAGUUAGGGAACCUAAAAAAGCAUGAGAUAAUCCACUCUAGAGAGAAGCCUUACCACUGCUCCCAUUGUGAAAAGAGAUUUACCCAGUUAGGGAGCCUGAACAAACAUAGAGAAUACACUCUGAGAGAAGCCUUACCCCUGUUCCCAUUGUGGAAAGAAUUUUAG